AUGGAGCUCGUGGCUAGUAUGGUGACGGAACAUGAUAACUUAGAACUACAGGUUUUCCUGUCCUGCUCCACAAGAGUACUCGCCACAAUCGAAGUGGUGAGUGCUCUAUACGGAUUACACACUGGACGACAACGAGGAAGCGCCUGGCUGUUUUCGUGUCCACCGGCGGAUCAAACUUUCGGAGCAUCCACAGAGCGACGACCGAUGGUGACCGUUGUCUCGGACAAGCCAGAUUUAACAUUAUCUGAGGCAUCAAGGAGUGGAUUUCGUCUGCUGGCCGGCUACUUUAAGUUGAUACCAAAAGAACUCGUGGAAGCGUUUCCUCGAGCGAUCCUCAACAUUCACCUGAUGCUUCUCUCGGCUUUUGGAGGCAAAGGUUUCUACGGAAUCAAAGUCCACGAGGCUGUCGGCUCUCGUGUCUCAAGCGCAACGAUCCAUUUUGUGAGAAUGGGAGCAUUCUCGCGCAGCAAGAAGUUCCUGUUCUAGAGACGGAAGACUUGGCAGCCAGAGUGUUGGAACAAG
Molecule: messenger RNA, 522 nt
Organism: Selaginella moellendorffii
Lineage: Eukaryota; Viridiplantae; Streptophyta; Lycopodiopsida; Selaginellales; Selaginellaceae
Exons: 4
Coding region: 1-486 (161 amino acids)
Biological process (GO): biosynthetic process
Source: RefSeq, a predicted model, not a curated record